Molecule: messenger RNA, 1074 nt
Organism: Lytechinus pictus (painted urchin)
Lineage: Eukaryota; Metazoa; Echinodermata; Echinoidea; Temnopleuroida; Toxopneustidae
Exons: 3
Coding region: 1-1074 (357 amino acids)
Biological process (GO): neuropeptide signaling pathway
Cellular component (GO): plasma membrane
Molecular function (GO): neuropeptide receptor activity
Source: RefSeq, a predicted model, not a curated record
AUGUUCACCGAUGUUGUCAUCCUCAGAAUGACUAUUGGUUGUUUGGCGACUGUCUUUGGGAUACCUGGUAACCUGGUAAUUAUAGGCGUAUUUACGCGUCAGGGGAUCAAAAAUGCCACAGAUAUCACCUUCAUCGCCCUUGCCGUCGUCGACCUCAUCGCCAGUAUCAUCAACGGGAUGAAGAUAGUCAUGGUGUUUUACCACGAUGAGCAUCCAUGGGCGUGCUUCAUCGAAGUCGUUGCAGCGAGAUCUGCCCUCUAUGCUGGACUGUUUCUCACAAUCUGGAUGGCCGUGUAUAGGUACCAAGCAGUGUGUAGGCCGUUCAAUAAGCGAAUCGGAAGGCGAACUGCUAUCUUGUUCGCUAUCGGGUGUGCCGUAGUCGCUUUCGUGCUCCAUAUCCCAUUCUUUUUCAUCACCACAUCAGUCAAACUCGGCAGUGAGUACGGGUACGGAUGCAAUGUCUACGGCAACAUUCCCUGGGGCCGGGAUGUUUACGCCAAAACACAGGCCAUUGUAUUUUGUGUUUCUGCAUUGGCCAUUUCAGUCUUGUACGUUCGGAUCUACAAGUUCAUACGUGCUCAUCAGAUAAUUCGUCAGAAACUGACGAUCGGAUCUGCCUUCGUUGGUCGAGAUCUAGCUAAAACUGUGAAUGACAAGAAACUGCCAACACCAUCAGCGAUUCCCAGCGUGUCAGCUACUUGUGCAACUGUCGCGAGUACAUCAGAACCUGAUGAAACCAACAGGCAGAUGACGUCAAUCAAAGACACUGGAAAAGCUCCACAUCACCCUACCAAUGAUAAAACGAAACCAUCAUCGAGCAAGCUUCAGAACACCCAAUCCGACCAUAAGACCACUAAGGUAGUCAUCAUCAUUACUGUCAUAUUCUUCAUCCUCUGGCUACCUAAUAUCAUCAUCGACCAGGUUCCUUUUCAUCAGCUCAACAGAGUGAAAGAAGUCAUCAUCUACACCUUCUAUCAAAUCAAAUAUAUCAGCCACAUCACCAAUGUGUUUGUAUAUUCAUUCACCUACCGGCGAUUUAGACAGACGUGCUGCAAAGUCUUUCACAGUCAGUAG